Chlamydomonas reinhardtii is the source of this 3295-nucleotide messenger RNA. RefSeq lists its product as uncharacterized. Lineage: Eukaryota; Viridiplantae; Chlorophyta; Chlorophyceae; Chlamydomonadales; Chlamydomonadaceae. The transcript has 2 exons. The record is from RefSeq and is a predicted model, not a curated record. The coding region runs from base 199 to 372 and encodes 57 amino acids.
GUGUUGUGUUUGGCUAUCCUAGCGCCAACGAGUUGGGGGUGCGCGCAGUGGCCGGCAAGGUGACCUGCGGUGCCACGCUCUGGGUCAGAUCCGCGGCUGCGCAGGGUGUGGGCACAGAGACCACAUUUGUCGCUGUCUCGUAGUUUAAACAAAGCCAGCCGGGCCGGGCAGAUGAGGCCUCCCUGACGAGCAUUCUGUAUGAACCGGCGUAGGCCGUGGCUGGCGUCCGAGUUCGUCAUGUACGCGUUACUGGCACGUCGGCCACCAGUGCCGGGCGUGCGGGUCGUUGUCGGCCGGUUCGGAUACAUCGGCGGGUUUUUCCUGGGUGGCGACGGCAGCCGCCCCUUUAUCGGCUUCCUCGUUGCCGUGUAGCCCGGUGUGCGAGAUCACUUUAAUCAGAGCGGUGGGUGCGCCCCGGGCAUGGCGUGCAUGGAGCAAUGCCACGACUGAAUCCAGGAGGUCCCGAUGUUUACUCAGAUGCAGUCGCCGAGGCUCGUUAAUUGCUCGUUUGAUUAGGUACAAGCUUGCAACAGAAUCUGAUGCAAUAGUGAGCUUCUUAGUUGCAAAUUCUUUACCUUCGCCACCAAAUUCUGCGAGGGCAGCACGAAUUGCUGCCAGCUCAGCUCUCGUAAUAGUGUUAGUGCACCCAGCGCCAUUUGGAUUCACGUAGACAACGCGAGAAUCGCUGAACCAGGCGCAGGCGCCGGCAACCUGGACUUCUUUGCCAUUUUCAGUUUUGAUUUUGCUUACCGAACCAUCUGUCCAGACAGUGCCAUUCACGUCGUGGGCCAGAGCAUGGUGGGUCUGGAAUCGCGCGUUAGGAAAGCGUCGUGCUUCGUCAGCCAUGGCGUGUAUCGUCUUUGGGUUAGCGUGCUGGUAUUUGGCUUGCUUUAGAAGUGAGUUUGGGAGGGCCGGGCAGGUUGGGGCCGUGGCCGUGUGUGUCCACGUGCGCGGGUCGCUGAUGUGCGUGGGUGCGUUCGCCCCCCGUUUCAGUGUGUCCACGAGCCGUUUCAGGUGGGGGGCAAAGCACUGGAGUCCGGCGGGGUUCCCAACAAUGACCAGUCGGAGCCCCUUCUGGCGUUCAGCCUGGGUGUUGGUGCCAAGUCCUGUGUCAAGGCCCGCGGUGCCCGCGGACCAGUUGGCCAGCUCGUGGCAAAGUGGGUGUUGAAGCCACUGCGUGUGGGGGAAAGUGGCCGCUUUGGGGAGCGCCAAUACAGUAAGGGUUGGUUCCUGUGAGUCACGCAUAGCCUCGGCGCAUGCGAGGGCCCACAUGAGCGCCUUCCGUGCAUCGUGGGGGGUAGAGGGGGGGUGGGCAUAUUGCAAGCCGGUCCAUGCGGUCUGGUAGGCAUCGUGCAGUGCGCCAAAGGCCCCAUCAGCAGGGUCUCGUGUCCAGUAUUCGUGGGCUGCAGUGGAGGAGUUAAGUGGGGACGCAAACAUUUCCCGAAUGUGUACUGCUUGUGUGACCCGCAGGCAUUGGACGAUGGCUGCUACUGUGCCUGCCGGCAGCGACACCUGGUGCAUUGGCAUGGCCUUGCGGUCCUGCUGCGCCGGGUCAUAGCGGUAGCGCAUGAUGAGGGCAGCGACCGCUUCCUCAAAGGCGUUGGGCCGCUGGUUGCCGGUGUGCCUGAAGCGCUCCCACAGGGUAAGGAGGCGGGGGUAGGUGAUGGUGCCCAGCCAGCGGCCACUGGGUUCAUGGACGUGUGCCUCAGCUGGGUCACGGCGGGUGCCACCAGUGGUGGUAAUUGUGUAUGCUCCGGGGGCCACGAUGUCCUUGUAGGGGUUGCACGGGCUUGUGGUGAUGGUGGUGUUCGUGCGGAUGUCACGCGCGCGGGAUGCGGUAUCCAGGGGCUCGGCGUCGUGGCGGCCUUGGCGCUGUCUGGCGGUAAGGUUCCGAUCAGGUGCGGGGCGCACUGUUCGGGGCCGCGGGCCUUGGUUGGUACCGUUUGCUAGCCGGGUUUUGCACUCCUCCAGUAACUCCUCCCAUUGUGGACUGUGUUUUAGGUCCCGUUCACGGUCCGUGCUCGGCGCCCACGUGACAUGUCGCAGGAGUUUGGUCGUCCAGGACGAGAAUAGGGGGGCCCCAGUGGGCUGCGGUGCUGCCGGCUCUGCAGCUUGGGCAGGCUCUUCAGGUGAGAUUGCGUGGGCUUGGGUUUCAGCCGGAGGCUCAGCCUCGGUCUGCGCAGGUUGUGGGCCUGGGCGCGUCGCAAGAGGGUGCUUGUAGCACCUGGCGUUCUGGAUAGUUGCGUAGCCCAUGCGAACGAAAGCAGAGACAAUGCCGGCAGGGCAAAUGGACGGCUUCCACUGCACCUUCCAGUAUUUUUCACGUGUCCCAGAGGUGUCCUCUCUGGCCUUGCGCUUCCGUGUCAGUUCUUUGUCCGUGACAGUUUGUUUGUUUUCGCUGUGCAGGACCUGUGCCAGUUCCUGUCCGUCAUUGUCCAGGUCGUAGGUGAGUUGAGUGUCACCGUUAGUGCGGUUGUCGGCGGGCCGUGGGACUAGAUCGUGUGUGAUCCUGGCGCGGGCCAGUCGCCAGCUGGGACGGGCCCCGUGGCCUCCCGCAGCUUGCGCUGCCGGGGCGGUCAGGGGCGGCGUCGGGCUAUCGGCGUCCAUGGGGUCGUUGUGAGCGGCAGCCUGGUUGACUUCCAUAGGCAAUCCUGUGUUGUUCAGAUACUCGCUUAUGGCGUUGGGUUCGGGGUUGGCGGCAUUCGCCGUGAGGCGGGAUGUGAGGGCGGGUGGUAGCCCACGGCGCUGUUGGCGUGGUUCGACAGCAUGUGCAAGGGAGGGUGGGUCUUGUGGGUGUGGGUGGCAGAUCCGCAUGUGUCCUGUCUUUGGCGAGCGCUUGGAAUACCGAGCAUGCCGUUUCGUACCCCCGCGUGCCCACCGGCAGGCUCUCAUCGCCGUUGGUGAGCCGCAGGGCAUGGUUGAUGGCGGCGCGGUCCCCGGUGAGUAGGUCCUCAGGGGUAGUGCGUGUAGUUUCUGCAAUGCGUGCGCGUUGCGCUGCAUGUUUUGUAACGCGCCGUGCGCGUGUUUGGUUCUGUGGCCGGCGUGUUGUAGCCGGCUUGCGGGCUCUGGCCGGUGGCCGUAGGGAGGGUUGCGUUGCCCCAUUAGCGGGGACUUCCGGUGCAGCAGCACCUUGUGCGCCGGGAUGGGCCUGGGCCGGGGAGGGGGGGGCUAGGUCGGCGGGGGCUUGCGUGGUGUUUGCUUGGACGGGGGGCGCCUCCGGGAGGGGCUGCAGGUACCGGUCGAGGGGGUUGGCCAUUCCGAGAGGGAGGGGGUCCGCCCUCAUGGCUAAGGCCAC